Messenger RNA from Cutaneotrichosporon oleaginosum, 1658 nucleotides. RefSeq lists its product as uncharacterized. Gene Ontology annotation, biological process: amino acid transmembrane transport. Gene Ontology annotation, molecular function: L-amino acid transmembrane transporter activity. The record is from RefSeq and is a predicted model, not a curated record. Lineage: Eukaryota; Fungi; Basidiomycota; Tremellomycetes; Trichosporonales; Trichosporonaceae.
GGCCUGAUCAGCGCUGUGUUGGCCCCAUCUUUUUCCCCACGCAACACACUCACUCAACAUGUCCCACUACGACAGCGAGAAGUUCGCAAUCGAGCAGGGCGAGAAGCGCGACUCGCUCAACGGUGGUCCCCGUGCCGGCAAGGACAACAACUAUGCCGUCGAGAUCGCUCCUGCCGGCCAGUCCCAACACGUCCAGGACGCCGUUUUCGGUGACAUGGGCGAGGGAGGCCCCAACUACCGUGCUGUUGGUCCGCUCGGUGCUUUCGCUCUCAUGACCAAGGCCAACAUUGGUCUUGGUGUUCUUUCCAUCCCUUUCGUCUUCAUGGAGGUCGGCAUGGUGCCCGGUGUCAUCUUGCUCCUCGUCAUCAACCUCAUCAUCAUGUACUGCGCGUGCAUCAUCGGUGACUUCAAGAUGAACCACCCUGAGGUGUACGCCAUCGCCGACGCCGGCUACGUUGUCGGCGGCCGCUUUGGCCGCGAGUACUUCGGUCUCGCCUUCGUUCUGUUCAUGAUUUUCGUCUCGGCCUCGGGUAUUCUUGCCAUCGGCACUGCCCUCAACGCCGUUUCUUCCACUGCUACCAAGCACAGCGCGUGCACGGCCAUCUUCAUCGCUGUCGCCGCUUUCUGUGGCUUCCUUCUGGCCCAGAUCCGCACUCUUGGCAAGAUCUCGUGGCUCGGUUGGAUUGGCCUCGUUUCCAUCAUGGCCGCCAUUCUCACUCUCACUAUCGCUGUCGGUGUCCAGGAGCGCCCUUACCUCGCCGCCAAGGAGUUCCCCACCGGCCCCUGGCCCAAGGACCUCAAGAUCACCAACAGCCCAACAUUCUCGGUCGCGAUGAGCUCCAUCAACUCGAUUGUCUUUGCCUUCGCUGCCACUCCUACCUACUUCGGCAUCAUCUCGGAGAUGCGUGACCCCCGCUCGUACAAGCGCACCAUGUGCAUCUCGAUGGGCCUCCUCUACAUCGUCUACGCUGUCAUCGGCAUUGUUGUUUACUACUUCUGUGGCAAGUACGUCGCCAACCCCGCCCUCGGCUCCGCUGGUCCCACCAUGAAGAAGGUUGCCUACGGCAUCGCUAUCCCCGCGCUGCUCGCCACCGUCUGCAUCUACCUCCACCUUGCUGCGAAGUACUUCUUCGUCCGCAUCCUCGCCGGCACCCCGCACCUUUCCUCGAGCACCAAGGUCCACUGGAUCACCUGGUACUCGUGCGUCGUUGGCUCCACCAUCGUCGCCUACGUGAUUGGCUCGGCCAUUCCUAUUUUCGGCAACCUCAUCUCGCUCGUCGGCGCUAUGAUCGGCCCCUCGGUGUGUGUGGCCCCCUACGCGUGGAUGUGGUACCACGACAACUGGAAGCUCAACAUUAACGGCCGCCGCAGCACCAUCAUGCUCGCGUGGAACGGCUUCCUCUUUGUCCUUGCUAUCUUCCUCACCGUUGCCGGUACCUACGGCGCCAUCGUUGCCAUCAUCAACGACCCCAACCGCUCGAAGCCUUGGGGCUGCGCCGACAACUCGAACACGGUCGAGGUACCCGAGUAGAGCGUUGGAUAGCAUUAGUAGAGUCCACCUCCGUCCCAGCAGACGGUAAAAUACCCUAUGGUCCGUCAAUAGGUCACUCCACUCCAUGCGAGUGGCGUUGUACAUAAUGCAUUGUGGUUGUGCACUG